UACGUUUUAAUGGGCUAUAUAUUGUAACAAAAACAGAACCAUUACUUUAAAUGCUUUGAAGAAUUAAUGUUCAUAUUUAUAAGUUCAAUGGAUAAAAGUCGGUCAGCAGUUCUGAUUUAGCUGUAGUCAUGAAAUUUUGGCUUUUAUUCUUCAGCACCAUGCUCAUAUAUCACUGUAUGAGAUGCGAGGAGCGAAACUUUCGAGUUUACAUCAACGAAGUUAACAUUACACAUUUAGAUACGGAUUUGUAUGAAAAAUUCGAGUGUAAGGUAUACCAAGUGGAUAAUCGCACCUAUAUGGACUCGAUUCAUAUUUUCAAACGCACGGUUGACGAUAUUACCGUGCAUGCCGCCCUUGAUUUUUGGAAGUUAAACAGCAAACAGAAAAUGAAAUUAUAUGACGUUGAGUUUGAUGGAUGUUACAUUCUGGAAAAUGCUAACAAAAACCGAUUGUUCAAUAUGUACGUACAAAAUUUGAAAAAGCAUGCAAACGUUAAAUUCAAAUGCCCCUUUCGACCUAAUGUUAGCUAUGAAGUUAAGAACUUGACGAUGAGCGAGCAGGAUUUCCCUUCGUUUGUACCUCUCGGAAAAUUUCGAUCACUAAUUGAGUAUUACACAAAUCAAAAACUGAGGGCGCGAGUCAUCGCAAGCGGUAAAAUAUUGCCGUACUCAACUGACCCGUUUAAAGUACUAGAAUGAUGAAUUUAAAAUGUAUCAACAAACUAAGCAAACUG
Drosophila mauritiana is the source of this 733-nucleotide messenger RNA. RefSeq lists its product as uncharacterized. The record is from RefSeq and is a predicted model, not a curated record. NCBI's taxonomy places the organism in Eukaryota, Metazoa, Arthropoda, Insecta, Diptera, Drosophilidae. Bases 129 to 698 code for a protein of 189 amino acids. The transcript has 2 exons.